Molecule: messenger RNA, 1962 nt
Organism: Microthlaspi erraticum
Lineage: Eukaryota; Viridiplantae; Streptophyta; Magnoliopsida; Brassicales; Brassicaceae
Source: the annotation of a GenBank genome assembly
AUGAUGAUGAUGAACAGCAGGAGCUGUCUCUGUGACUCUGCGAUAAAACCAUGUUCUAGAUUUCUAAUUAGUUUUAGAAGGUCCUCGCUCUUGGGGUUUUCUCCUGCGAGCUCUGGCAAGUUGAUCAAUUCGUCGAAAUUACAGUAUAGGAAGAUUGAAUACAGAAGUAUUAGAUCUGGUAUUCAAUGCCGUCGAAUUGCUCUGGAUCGGAAGGCUUUUUGUGAUUCCGAUUCCAUUAGAGGUAGAGUUAGCAGAGGAAGAGGAAGGGGUGUAUUAGUAAUUCCCCGUGUAGCUUCCGAUUUUAGGAACCAUUCGAAUUCUUCGUCGCUGGAUUCUCAUGUAACUGAUAACAAGAGCUUCGAGAGUCUCUUUGUGAAGCCUCUGGUUUUCAAGGAGCUCGGGAAAACCGAAGAGAUACCGAAAAGGGAAAGUGGUAACGGAAGAGAAGAUGCUAAAUUUGGAAAUGUGGGUGUGAGAAGCGAAACAGAACAGAGCGAGGCUGAGAAAGAGGCGUGGAAGCUGCUUCGUGGUGCGGUGGUGAAUUAUUGCGGGUUUCCGGUGGGGACUGUAGCGGCGAAUGAUCCGGGGGAGAAGCAGACUUUGAACUAUGAUCAGGUCUUUAUUCGUGAUUUUGUUCCUUCGGCGUAUGCCUUCUUGCUUGAUGGAGAUGGGGAGAUUGUGAGAAACUUUCUCCUUCAUACAUUGCAGUUGCAGAGUUGGGAGAAAACAGUGGACUGUCACAGCCCUGGCCCAGGGUUAAUGCCAGCGAGUUUUAAAGUGAAAACUGUGCCACGUGAGGGAAAUGACGGCUCCUUUGAGGAGAUCUUAGAUGCAGAUUUUGGUGAAUCAGCUAUUGGACGUGUUAGCCCUGUCGACUCUGGCUUGUGGUGGAUCAUAUUGCUGAGAGCUUAUGGGAAGCUCACCGGCGAUUACACGUUGCAAGAGAGAAUCGACGUUCAAACAGGGAUCAAACUGAUCCUUAAGCUCUGUCUAGCUGACGGUUUCGACAUGUUCCCGACUCUUCUUGUCACUGACGGAUCAUGCAUGAUUGAUAGAAGAAUGGGCAUUCAUGGGCAUCCACUUGAAAUCCAGGCAUUGUUCUACUCUGCUCUCCGCUGUGCUCGAGAGAUGCUUAUCGUGAAUGACGUAACCAAGAACUUAGUUGCUGCCGUCAACAACCGGCUGAGUGCUUUGUCGUUCCAUAUCAGAGAGUACUAUUGGGUCGAUAUCAAGAAGAUAAACGAGAUCUAUCGUUACAAGACUGAGGAGUAUUCAGCAGAUGCAACCAACAAGUUUAACAUAUAUCCAGAGCAGAUCCCUACUUGGCUUGUCGACUGGAUUCCUGAUAAAGGCGGUUACUUCAUUGGCAAUCUCCAGCCUGCUCACAUGGACUUCAGAUUCUUCACGCUUGGAAACCUCUGGGCUGUAGUUUCGUCUCUGGGAAACCAAGAACAGAACGAAGGAGUCAUGACGUUGAUCGAAGAGAAAUGGGAUGAUCUUGUUGCAAACAUGCCUCUCAAGAUCUGUUUCCCGGCUCUUGAGCAAGACGAAUGGCGAAUAAUCACCGGCUCUGAUCCAAAGAACACGCCUUGGUCAUAUCACAAUGGAGGAUCCUGGCCAACUCUUCUCUGGCAGUUCACAUUGGCUUGUAUUAAGACGGGGAAGCUAGAACUGGCGAGGAAAGCAGUUGCUGUGGCAGAGAAGAGGCUCAAGGAAGAUGAGUGGCCUGAGUAUUAUGACACUAGAAGCGGGAGGUUUGUGGGGAAGCAAUCUAGGCUUUAUCAGACUUGGACUAUUGCAGGUUUCUUGGCUGCUAAGAAACUCAUAGAACAACCUGAGAAAGCAUCACUCUUGUUCUGGCAAGAGGACUAUCAGCUGCUCGAGACUUGUGUUUGUGGCCUCACCAAAAGUAGCGGAAGGAAGAAAAACAAAUGUUCGCGUUUCACACCUCCAAGAUCUUAG